This is a messenger RNA of Theobroma umbraticum, 3504 nucleotides long. It is a transcript of the gene TIC110, whose product is annotated as translocon at the inner envelope membrane of chloroplasts 110. The record is from RefSeq and is a predicted model, not a curated record. NCBI's taxonomy places the organism in Eukaryota, Viridiplantae, Streptophyta, Magnoliopsida, Malvales, Malvaceae. Gene Ontology annotation, biological process: protein import into chloroplast stroma. Gene Ontology annotation, cellular component: TOC-TIC supercomplex I.
UUGUCGCAUGUGUCAAACUCUAUCCUUCUCCCUAUCCUCUUCCUCCAGUUCGUUAAACCCUAUAAGCCCCCAGCGCACCCGCACCCGCACCCGCACCCACGCGCACCCAAACCUCCGUUCCAACCCCAACCCAAAAUCGUCUUCUUCCUUGGAGUGGAGGGAGCCAUGAAUCCAUCUCUUCUCACUGCCCCUCCUUCCUCUCGACCUGGCCCUCUUGUUUCCUUCCCUCCCUUCGGUUUCACCCCUAAUUCCCUCCCCAGACGACGACGUUACAGGGUCUCCUUCGCGCAACUCAAUCUCCAUGAUGACCAAUCCCCUACGUCCACUUCAUCGACCGAAACGACAGCAACCACCCCGACCGCCCCCGACAUUUUCGGAGGCCCGAAGGAGCUUACCGGCAUCCAACCGGUGGUUCAGAAAUUGUCGCCGCCACUCAGAGUAGCGACUUCUGCUGUCAUCUUCGCUGGAGCUCUUGCCGCAGGAUACGGUAUCGGGCUCCGGUUGGGUGGGAACAGGAAUGCCGCGUUGGGUGGAGCAGCGAUUCUCGGUGCAGCUGGUGGAGCUGCUGCCUAUGCUGUGAACGCAGCUGUUCCGGAAGUUGCGGCAGUUAGUUCUAAUUAUGUAGCCGGCUGCGAUGGCCCCGAGGCCGGGAAAGAAGAUAUUGAAAACAUUGCCAAAAAAUACGGAGUGAGCCAGCAGGAUGAGGCAUUUAACUUGGAGCUUUGUGAUCUUUACUGUCGGUUUGUAUCUUCUGUCCUUCCCUCUGGAAGUGAAGGCCUUAGAGGGGAUGAAGUUGAAACUAUAAUCAGCUUUAAAAAUGCGUUAGGCAUUGAUGAACCAGAUGCAGCUUCCAUGCAUAUGGAGAUUGGUAGGCGAAUCUUUAGGCAAAGGCUCGAGACAGGAGACCGUGACGGUGAUUUAGAGCAGAGACGGGCAUUUCAGAAGCUAAUUUAUGUUUCAACUUUAGUUUUUGGAGAUGCAUCAACUUUCCUUUUGCCUUGGAAGCGUGUUUUUAAGGUUACUGAUGCACAGGUUGAAAUUGCUAUCCGUGACAAUGCCAAGCAGUUGUAUGCUUCCAAGUUAAGUUCCGUUGGAAGAGAUGUCGAUGUGGAAUUGCUUGUCUCCCUUAGAGAAGCACAACUUAAGUACAAACUUUCUGAUGAGCUUGCAAAGGAUCUAUUGAUGGAGCACAAAAGAAAGCUGGUGGAGGAAAAUAUUUCCGUGGCACUCAACAUACUGAAGUCUAGGACAAGAACUGUUGGUGGAGUCAAGCAAGCAGUGGAAGAGCUUGAUAAGAUAUUGGCAUUCAAUGAUUUGCUUAUCUCUUUGAGUAACCAUUCAGAUGCAGAUCGUUUUGCUCGUGGAGUUGGUCCUGUGUCUCUAGUUGGUGGUGAGUAUGAUAGUGACAGAAAGAUGGAUGACUUGAAGCUCCUUUACAGAGCUUAUGUAACAGAUUCUUUAUCUGGUGGUCGCUUGGAAAAGAAUAAGCUUACUGCAUUGAACCAAUUGAGGAACAUACUUGGUUUGGGUAAUAAAGAAGCUGAAUCUAUCAUACUUGAUGUUACGUCAAAAGUAUAUCAGAAACGGCUUUCAGAGGUUUUCCAGAGCGGUGAUCUAGAGAUGGCAGACAGCAAGGCAGCCUUCCUCCAAAAUCUUUGUGAAGAGUUGCACUUUGAUCCACAAAAGGCUAGUGAGAUCCAUGAAGAAAUCUACCGGAAAAAGCUUCAACAAUGUGUAGCUGAUGGGGAGCUGGAUGAAAAGGAUGUUGCUGCAUUGCUAAAGGUACGAGUGAUGCUGUGCAUUCCUCAGCAAACUGUGGAUGCAGCUCACUCAGACAUAUGUGGCAGUUUGUUUGAGAAGGCUGUGAAGGAUGCAAUUGCUGCUGGUGUUGAUGGCUAUGAUGCUGAUGUUAGGAAAGCUGUGAGGAAAGCUGCUCAUGGUUUGCGAUUAACAAGAGAAGCUGCUAUGUCUAUUGCCAGCAAGGCUGUCCGUAAAAUUUUCUUAAAUUAUGUGAAACGGUCUCGAUCAGCUGAGAAUCGCACAGAGUCUGCAAAAGAACUUAAGAAGAUGAUUGCUUUCAACACCUUAGUUGUCACGGAAUUGGUGGCAGACAUUAAAGGAGAAUCUUCUGAUGCUCCAACAGAAGAACCUGUUAAAGAAGAAGUGGAAAAACUUUAUGUGGAUGAUGAAUGGGAAUCCCUUCAGACACUUAGGAAAAUAAGACCUAACAAGGAACUUACUGCAAAGAUGGGCAAGCCAGGCCAAACAGAGAUAACUCUUAAAGAUGACCUCUCUGAAAGAGACCGUAUGGACCUUUACAAAACAUACUUGCUAUAUUGUCUGACAGGAGAAGUCACAAGGAUUCCUUUUGGUGCUCAGAUAACCACAAAAAAGGAUGAUUCAGAGUAUGUUUUCCUAAAUCAGCUUGGUGGGAUCCUUGGUUUGACGGACAAGGAGACAGUGGAAGUCCAUCGGAGUUUGGCAGAGCAGGCUUUUAGGCAACAAGCUGAGGUGAUUUUAGCUGAUGGACAGUUAACGAAGGCUAGGGUUGAGCAGCUCAAUGAGCUGCAGAAGAAUGUUGGCUUGCCUGGACCGUAUGCACAAAAAGUAAUAAAGAGCAUAACAACUACCAAAAUGGCAGCUGCCAUUGAAACAGCAAUUGGUCAAGGGAGACUCAAUAUUAAGCAGAUAAGAGAACUCAAGGAAGCAGGUGUUGAUUUAGACAACAUGAUAUCAGAGAGCUUGCGAGAAAACCUCUUCAAAAAAACUGUAGAUGAGAUUUUCUCAUCAGGCACUGGAGAGUUUGAUGAAGAAGAAGUCUAUGAGAAAAUCCCGACAGAUCUCAAGGUUAAUUCUCAGAAGGCCAAAGGGGUUGUUCAUGAUCUUGCACGGACUAGAUUGUCCAAUUCACUUAUUCAAGCUGUGGCACUGCUAAGGCAGAGAAAUCAUCAGGGAGUGGUUUCUUCACUUAACGACAUGCUAGCUUGUGACAAGGCUGUGCCAUCUGAGCCAUUGUCAUGGGAGGUGCCAGAGGAGCUAGCUGAUAUUUUUAGUAUAUAUGCAAAAAGUAAUCCUGCUUCUGAAAAAUUAUCCCGUUUGCAGUAUCUGCUUGGCAUAAGUGAUUCAGUGGCAACAGCUGUAAGAGAGAUGGGAGAUGGAGUGCCAUCAGUUGGAGCAGAGGAAGAAAAGUUUGUGUUCUGAAUGUUUCCAUAAAAUUAUGGUGUAGAGCCUGUUUGGAAAGCUCAUUUUUGAAGGGCCCUUUAUCAUUCGAAAUUAAAAGCAGGAAGAAGAUUAGGUUAAUGUAGGAUCGCGAUUAGUCAUAAAGCUGUUUGAUCUUGGAUAGCAAUGGAAGUACUGUUAGAUUGCUUUCUGUUUAGCUUUAUUUUUUUUCACCCCUAGCUAGGUGUACUGCAUGGGGAGCAAGGUUUGUCCCAAACAAGGGAAAUAUAAAUUCUUUUUCCAAAAUAAAGUUUUUAAUGUGUAGGAGUACCACAGCUUUUGAUA